Molecule: messenger RNA, 453 nt
Organism: Maniola jurtina (meadow brown)
Lineage: Eukaryota; Metazoa; Arthropoda; Insecta; Lepidoptera; Nymphalidae
Product: vitelline membrane protein Vm26Ab-like
Exons: 2
Coding region: 139-453 (104 amino acids)
Source: RefSeq, a predicted model, not a curated record
GUUAGCAAACCAUCAACAUCAUGUCGAGAAUAAUAUCUACCCUCUUGUCAACUAUUUAAGUUGGCGAGAUUGCUUUUCCAACAUCAUUCCCUACUCUACAUUGUAGAAGAUCAAACCAAACAAAAACAAGCACUAAAGAUGUUCAAGCAGAUUGUUUUCGUCGCGCUCAUCGCCGUCGUGGUCGCCAAGCCCGGCAUCCACUCGGUAGCAUACCCAGCACCAUACGUAGCUGCGUACUCCGCUCCUCUCACGGCGGCAUAUACGGCGCCUGUUGCUGCAGCGUACACUGCUCCAUUUGCAGCGUACUCUGCCCCUGUAGCUGCAGCAUACACAGCCCCGGUAGCCGCAGCGUACACCGCCCCGGUAGCCGCAGCGUACACGGCCCCUGUUGCAGCAGCUUACCCUGCCCCCAUCGUUGCCGCAGCGUACAAAGCCCCUGUUUUCUUGAAGUGA